AUGAUUAUUGAAACGAUAGAGGAUAGUCGAGAAGUCGUGUAUCGUUCGGUGAAUCUUAUAUGGAAGGCAACUCAUGGAAGGAUUGUUUCAAUUAUUUUUGAUCAAACUCAAACAAUAAAUGUAACAUUUAAUGAUGGUGAAGUUCGAGCCAUAAAGAUUGAUGCCCCGGGUGCAGUUCUUAUGAAAGAGGAUGUUUUUCUUCGUUUAUCGAGAGAACUUACCAUUUCAAAUAAAGAUAAUCCUAUAUACAUUGAUGAUGAUACCACAUCAGCUGAGGAUGAACUUAUAAAAGAUAUUAAUCAACCUCAAGUAGAGGAAAUUGUGCCAUCGACUGGUGUCGAUCAAGAUAAUCAACCUCGGGAGAAGGAAACCGUGCCAUUGACUGGUGUUGAUCAGGAUAAUCAACCUCAAGGGGAGGAAAUUGUGCCAUUGACUGGUGUCGAUCAAGAUAAUCAACCUCAAGGGGAGGAAAUUGUGCCAUUAACUGGUGUUGAUCGAGAUAAUCAACCUCGGGAUAAGGAAACUGUGCCAUCGACUGGUGUCGAUCGAGAUAAUCAACCUCAAGAAAAGGAAAUUGUGCCAUCGACUGGUGUCGAUCAGAGUAAUCAAUCUGGGGAUAAGGAAACUGUGUCAUCAGUACAAUCUCAAGAUGAUGAAACUUCAUCAUCGGCGAGUGUGGAUCAGA
Molecule: messenger RNA, 685 nt
Organism: Acaulospora morrowiae
Lineage: Eukaryota; Fungi; Glomeromycota; Glomeromycetes; Diversisporales; Acaulosporaceae
Source: the annotation of a GenBank genome assembly